AUGUCUGCGCCCGAUAACAGGCAAGGCUUCUUGUCGAACCUGACCCCGUGGGCCUCUCGUGCUGUGACACCAAAGCCUCCACCUACGCCCAAAAGCAUACAAGAGGAAUCUGAUAGGGAGAGAAUGAGAGAGAAGGAGGUCGAACGGGCGUUGGCUGCACAGCAAGGGACGGACCACUUUGUUCGUCGGAGGAACACGUUGAGCGCAAAGCGCUACCCCAAGGACUGCCCUCCACUCGUGGUGCGCUGGUAUCAUGCUAUAGACCUACCGAAACGAAAACCUCUGAGCUCGCAAGCCAUCACGCCUGACAAGGCCCUGCCCAAACCCAAGAAGUGGAUUCCCUUUAGCGAGAGCGACUCACGCGCCAUCGAGGCAGCCUUCCAGGCGCAGACCGAGGAAGAGGAUGCGGCCGAGCUGCAGAGGGGCGCUGCUACUCCCGCAACCCCAAACGAGCCUAAAACGGAAGAGAAAAAGGCUGUCAAGGUGCCUGUCAAUGAAGACUACCUUUUCGAUGUCGACAUUGAAACCCGCGAGCUUGCACCUUCAUAUUGGUUGGGUCCUGUGUAUGAUGUCAAGCGAGGAACCUGGUUCACACCCGAUGGCGAGGCGGUAGACGAGAGUCUGGCCAUACAGCUGGAAGAGGGAUACUUGAAAGUCAAGCCUUGGAGGUUUGGCAAGGCAGAAAAGAAAGACGAGAAACGCUCAGCAUCACAGCCUCGUGGACGACCGUUGUCUAUGGGGCCCAGUGGAGCCGAUGAUCAUCGCAAAGAACUGGCUCGCUUGAAUAGAGAUUCAACUUCCAACCCCGUCACGCCAAAAUCUUCAUUCGACAGUCUAAAGAAGGAAGCGAUGAAGCAGCCCAGCGCAAGCACUCCAAAAGACGAAGCGCAAGAGACUGCUAAUGCGCCUGCACAGUCGCCCCGCACAUAUCGCCUGUUCGGUGCCUACAUGAACUCGACUGUAACCUAUCAGGAUGAGAAGACGGCCUGGCUGCUAACCGACGAUGCUUGGACGCGCAUGGGAAGUACGCUAUACGAAAGAUUCGCGGGAGGCGCCCACUAUGCAGGGUACAGAUAUAUACGAGGUUAUACCGAUCCCAAGGCGAAGCCAAAGCAACCGAAUGCGUCCAAGGAUUCCACAAAGCAAACCGAACGGCCAGUAACGCCAUCUUUAGCAUACGGAUCUGAUCAUGGCAAAUCUACCAGCUCAGAUGGUACAUCGGAUGCUGAAGGCACCGACGCUGAAAACAGGGAUGAAUCGCCAUCCCAGGCACGGCGGCGGAACCUAGAACGGCAGGUCUCUCAAUUGAUGACUUCCUCGAAACCCGAGUAUGAAAAAAAACAAGAGGAGGAGUUGCGCAAGCGCGAAGAGAAGGAGAUGCGUGACGACUAUAAGGCAGAAGACAAGGGCGAUCAAGGAAGAGAGAUCGAGCAUCUGCUGCUCAUUACUCAUGGCAUAGGACAGCGACUUGGCAUGCGCAUGGAGUCUAUUAAUUUCAUUCGAGAUGUCAACACUUUCCGCAAGUCAUUGAAAUCCGUAUAUGCAGCUUCACCUGAUCUGCAAGCCUUGAACUCGGAGACUGAAUCUGAGACGAAAAACAACCGCAUUCAGGUGAUACCCAUCGUCUGGCGACACUUGCUUGACUUUCCCAAACAGAGUCUCAAGCACAACCGAAAGGAGCAUGACCUCGGCGACCUUGAUCACGAUGACCACGAGUACCCCAAUUUGGAAGACAUUACUGUUGAAGGAGUCCCAGCCGUGCGCAACUUCCUCACAGACCUGGCUCUUGAUAUUCUACUGUAUCAGAGCCCCGCAUACAAGGGCCACAUCUCGCGCAUUGUGGUGAAUGAAUUGAAUCGUACCUAUCGCCUCUUCAAAGAUCGCAAUCCUUCCUUCAAGGGUAAAGUCAGUUUGGUAGGCCACUCGUUAGGCUCAGCCAUCAUGUUCGACAUUCUUUGUAUGCAAAAAGACAGCAAGGCCAAGCCCAAUGUACAUUCCACCAGGCACCGCCGUCACACCGAAGAAGGCCUGAAGCUCGACUUUGAGGUAGAAGACUUCUAUGCCCUGGGUUCGCCAAUCGGUCUAUUCCAGAUGCUAAAGGGUCGCACCAUUGCUGCGAGGCCAUCCACCACCUUCAACCCAGCCAAGACGCCCGGCUGCGCAAUCGACGAUCCAUUCUCGACCCCGGAUGAGCAAGAUAAUGCAUUCAAUAUUACUACUUCUUCACCUCUGUGUAAACAGGUGUUCAACAUCUUCCACCCCACCGAUCCUAUAAGCUACCGUAUGGAACCACUCAUCUCACCUGCCAUGUCUUCACUCAAAGCACAGCCUCUACCCUACACGAAAAAGGGCAUCUUUGGCGCGCCAGCAUCACAGGGCCUCACCGGUAUCGGCGCACGAGUCGGGCAAGGUGUUACCGACUUCUGGAGCUCUCUCGGCUCCGGCAUUGCUAGUGGUCUACUGAACCGAAGUCUGGGAAUCUCCGGGGCUGACAUGGCUGGCGCAAAUACCGGUACGCCCGGUCAACGCACCUCACGACCACUGUCCACAGGUCCAAGCUCUGGUCUCGGUAUAGUGCCAGGUCUCAAUGAGCCUACUAGUGCGUUCAUCAGUGAAGAGCGGCGAAGGCGAUUGGGCCAAGAGAAGAUUGCUGAAGGUGAAGACGGCGAACAUCCCCCCACGCUGAUUGAGUCGGAGAUCGAGACACUGUUUGCAGGAUUCCAAAAGCGCAGGGCGAGUCAACAAAGUGAAGAUGGCAUAAGAGACGUAGUCAAAGAUCUCGAGUGGCAGGAGCUGGAGGAACGAAGCCGUCAGCUCAAGAAGGAAGAGGCAAAGGUCAGGGGCUUGAACUCGAACGGUCGUGUUGACUAUAGUAUACAAGAAGGCGCAUUUGACAUAUCGCUGCUUGCAAGUCUCGCGAGCCACAUGACGUAUUGGGCUGAUGAAGACGUCUCUCACUUCAUGAUCUCGCAACUGCUUGCCCGUCACCGCGUAUUCAAGAGUAAGGAAUAG
Messenger RNA from Plenodomus lingam JN3, 3012 nucleotides. RefSeq lists its product as uncharacterized. The record is from RefSeq and is a predicted model, not a curated record. Gene Ontology annotation, cellular component: cytoplasm. Lineage: Eukaryota; Fungi; Ascomycota; Dothideomycetes; Pleosporales; Leptosphaeriaceae. Gene Ontology annotation, molecular function: glycerophospholipase activity; metal ion binding.